This is a messenger RNA of Cyanistes caeruleus (blue tit), 1638 nucleotides long. Lineage: Eukaryota; Metazoa; Chordata; Aves; Passeriformes; Paridae. The record is from RefSeq and is a predicted model, not a curated record.
ACUAGGAGCUGCAAAAUUAAUCAGAGAAGCAGUGGAUGCCAACAAAAAGCUACUCCAGAAAAAACCCAAAACAUAUGUCUCCCUUCAAAAGAAAAAUCUGCUUUUUCACAGCUACAAAGGAUUGAAAACAAAUUUUAUCAUCAAACGUGGAGCUGUGCCAAAUCACAGGCAGCCAGAAGAAAGCUUUGGCACGAAAAGAGCUUUGAUGGCAAGAGGAACAAAGAUGAAACAACUUUGAGUGAGAAAAAGAGCAAUGAGAUUGCUCCAGCCCACAGAGAGGGAAGCUCUGCUGUUCUCUCCCCUGCUCUCUCACAGACCUGUUUUCCUGAGAGCCCUGUUGUGAUCCCUGGCCCAUCCAGAAUGUCCCCUCUGCCCCCCAGGGCAGCCUCAGGAUGCUGCAGCCCUGCCAGCAAUUGGGCUAUGGAUGGAAAAGGCUCAGCUGGGACAUGGGUGCCUGCAAAAAGCCUGGACAGCCCAAGAAGGGACAAUUUCAUGGAGCUGGGAGAUUCAAGAGGAUUCCCAGCCCAGAAGGAAAAAUCUCCCUGCUCCCUGCAUUGCCCACCUUGCUUCCCUGCAAGGAGCAGCUCCUCUGUCCUGUUUGGCAGCAACACCCCCGUGCCCACGGCUCUCCUGCUUCCCACAUCCCACCUUUCGGCAGCCAGCAAGGCCAGAGAUCAGAAGCUGCAAGAGCUGUGGAGAAAAUCACCCCAAAAUAAGUUAGAGCAACUCAAGAAGAGGAUCCAGGAGCAGAAGAGAAAGCAGCAAGCAGCAUCCCGGGAGCAGGAGCACCUGAUUUUUGCUGAAGACUCCCUGCCAAAGAGAGCCCUGAAAAGAAAGGUUUGCAGAGUGGUCUCUGCUCCUGCUCCAGCUCACAGAGACCAAAGAGAGAGAAGCUCAGCAAGGAGAAUUCAAACAGAACACCAGAAGCAGCUUUCAUCCAAGUCCUGUGUUCUGGAGAGAGCAGUGGCAGGGAAAGGUGUGAAUCUACCUGGUGUUUCUGCAUGGAGAGAAGGUCAGAAGCUGGCUAGAAGGCUGCUGGGUCCACCCCUUCCACUUCCACAUUUGAGGAGCAGAACUGGAGAGCAGAGCACAGCAAAAACCUUUGAACCUUUGGAAGGAGGUCGAGGACUUGGGGCAAUGCUGGUGAUGGAGAUCAGCUCCAGAAUGAAGGGAAAUGAACCUGUGGGGGAGAGCCCUGGAGCUCACAGUGCUGUGGUCGCUCCCAGCAAAGCUGAAAGGGGCAAAAAUGCACCCACAGAGGAUACAAAGCAAGCAUUCAGGAAGCUUCUCUCGCAAAGCCAGGCCUGUGAGGAACACAGACAGAUCAGGCUCCCCAGAAAUGCUGUGAAACACCAAUCCCAAGGGAUCCAUUCUCCUCCACCUGGACUUUCAUUAAUGAAAGAUGGAGCCAAGCCCAGCACCUCAGGAAGCUGCAGCAGAGGAAAAAGUGCAUCUCCUCAGAGACCAAAAGGGUCUGAGAAAGAAAAUAUAAAGCAACCUUCAAAGAGGAGGAUAAACCUUAAAAAACCUCACCCCUACAGCCCUGAAAGUGUUCGGGAAUUUAUGCACCAGAAAAAAGCAGAAAGAAAGAAAAAAAUCCUCGAAGAGAAAAACUAUUGGGAAGAAAUCCUGUCCUGA